This is a messenger RNA of Zingiber officinale, 387 nucleotides long. Its product is annotated as cilia- and flagella-associated protein 91-like. NCBI's taxonomy places the organism in Eukaryota, Viridiplantae, Streptophyta, Magnoliopsida, Zingiberales, Zingiberaceae. The record is from RefSeq and is a predicted model, not a curated record. Bases 1 to 387 code for a protein of 128 amino acids. The transcript has a single exon.
AUGGAUCGCAACCGCUGCCACGCCGCCGCGGCCUACAUAGCCGCCGCCGCGGCCUACAUAGCCGCCGCCGCGACCUACUCAGGCGCAGCCGCGGCCUAUUCAAAAGCCGCGGAGGCCUACAUAGCUGACGGCCACGUCGGUAACAAAACUGCAGUCGCGGCCGAUGUCGCGGCCUAUGCAGCUUCCGUCGUGGCCUGCGCAGCCAACGCCGCGGCGGCAAUUAACGACCCCGUCGGCGACCCAUCUGCCGCCGCGUCGUCCGUCGUCGACAUCGCCUUCCGCCCCGCCGUCGCCCCUGCCGCCGACCCCGUCGACGACGUCAACAACCCCCCCGCCGACCCCGUCGACGACCGCGUCGUCGUCUCCGCCAACAACCUCCGCCGCUGA